UGUUUAGAUUUUCUGAAUAAUUUUUCUUCAUUCAAUUAUUUCAGUUCACAUUCUUGUUUCAUUGACGUUCCCCUUGUUUGUAAAUAAUAACUGCUGGAAAUAGUACGCAAUGUGAAAUUACGCGCAUUCCUCAAUCGAGUGUACAUUACGUAAACGGGCUGUUGCAGUUAAUUAACUAUGUUACAGACCUAAGUUCUAACCUAUAGGAAUUUUGUAGGUUUGUGUUGUUUGUUAAACAAAUGCGAGAUAAUGCCGCCGUUUAGAAGAAAGAAGGCUGCGAAGUCGUUCCCAGUUAAAGUGUGUACUCUCGACGCGGAACUAGAGUUCAACCUUGAGUGGCGAGCCACGGGCAGGGAUUUGUUCGACCUUGUGUGUAGAACCAUUGGGUUGAGAGAAACAUGGUUUUUUGGACUGCAGUUUGAAGACACAAAACAUUUUAUAAGCUGGCUGAAAUUGGAUAAAAGAGUACAAGACCAAUGUGUUUCCCAAAUGCCGGGCACACCGUUUAUGUUGCUGUGCAAGUUGUACCCCGAGGAUGUGGCAGAAGAACUGAUCCAAGAGGUGACACAGCAUCUGCUGUUCCUCCAGGUGAAGCAGGCCAUUCUCAGCAUGGACAUAUAUUGCCCUCCAGAAGCUUCAGUUUUGCUCGCCAGUUAUGCAGUUCAAGCAAAGUACGGCGAUUACGACGAAAGUGCAUACAAGCCGGGCAUGCUAGCUAGCGAGGACUUGUUACCUCAGCGGGUUAUUGACCAGUAUCAGAUGACACCCGAGAUGUGGGAAGAAAGGAUAAAAAUAUGGUAUGCUGACCACAAAGGCAUGUCUCGCGACGAAGCCGAGAUGGAGUACCUGAAAAUAGCGCAGGACCUGGAUAUGUACGGAGUUAACUAUUUCGCGAUUAAUAAUAAAAAAGAGACCGAUCUUUAUCUAGGAGUCACAGCGUUGGGUCUAAAUAUAUAUGAAAAGGACAACAAGUUGACACCAAAAACAACCUUCCCUUGGUCGGAAAUCAAGCACAUAUCGUUCGAUGACAAGAAGUUUGUAAUCAAGUUUGUAGAGAAGACCGUCAGUAACUUCAUAUUCUUCUCACCCAAAGGGAUGAAUAAAUUGAUAUUAGAUCUAUGUAUCGGCAACCAUGACUUGUAUAUGAGAAGACGGAAACCUGAUACUAUGGAAGUACAACAGAUGAAGGCGCAGGCGAAAGAGGAAAAGCAACGUCGUCAAAUAGAACGCAACAAGUUAGCUCGCGAGAAACAGUUGAGGGAGGCGGCGGAAAGAGAGCGUUCGGCAAUGGAGCAAAGAUUGCUUCAGUACCAGGAGGAAAUACGACUGGCCAACGAGGCGCUCCGUCGUUCGGAGGAAACGGCGGAAUUGCUGGCGGAAAAAGGUCGCGUGGCUGAGGAAGAAGCGUCCCUAUUGGCGCAGAAAGCCACCGACGCGGAAAGAGAAAACGCAAGGUUACGACUCUCCGCCAUAAGGACAGAGGAAGAAAAGGUACAUUUGGAACGUAAAACACGGGAGGCAGAGUUCCUAACGGCGAGGCUAGUGGAAGAGUCAGAAAAGCGCGCUGCCGAAGCCGAAAGACUGAAGGCGGAGCUGGUGGCCGCCAGGGUAGCAGAGAAGCAGGCCAAGGAGAAACUACUCAACUUCCUCAGUAGGACUUCAAAUGGCUCUCUACCACCUCCUCCACCGGUGCCAAUCUCGCUGUUUCCGUCGACGUGUUCGCUGCCGGCGGAACUGGGUGAGGUGGCGAGUACCGGCUGUAGCGGCGCUAGCGACGGCGAGCUAAAUUCAUACCAGCUCGUGCCGGACGACUCCGACCCGCACAUACACCGACUCUCGCUGGAGAUUGAGAAGGAGAGGGUGGAAUACCUGGCCAAGUCCAAACACCUCCAGCAACAGUUGGACGAGCUCCGCUGCGAGUUCUCGGUGCUACGGGUUGAGCAGGGCGGCGCGACCUUGGACCGCUUGCACGAGGCCCAGGCGCGCGCGGGCGACGACAAGUACAGCACGCUCCGGAGGCUUAAGCAGGGCUCCACGAGGACGAGGGUCGCCUUCUACGAGGAGCUGUGAGAGUUCUGGAUCUCUUUGGUGAGUUUAGAAAAUUCCAAACGUUUUAAUGACGCUGUCGAGCCAUAACCGCAAGUGCCUGCUAGCAACAAGUGUAAUACCAGCAUUACGUACCUCCGUAGUAAUAUAACUUAUUAAACACAAGUGAAAUAUAGAUAAAAUGUUUUAGAUAUUGUCAAUGAUUUUACAAGUAAAAAAGGAUGGAUAGUUGGUAUUAAGGCUCUCUAAUCAAUUUAGAAUUUAUGUUUAAUUAUAAUCUGUUUUACGUUCUGUUAAUAUCCAAUAGCUUUAAUUAGUGUGUGUGUGUAACAGAAGCAACUCUCUGUGGAUUUUAUGAAGUAAAAACUAGCAAAAAUUAAAUCACACACCUGCAAGAUAUGAGAAGUUAUUUAGUUUUCUAAAUGCAGAUUUUUCUAACGGCCUGAUAAUCGGUAACUGUCAUUGGGUAAUCAUAAAGCGGUGAUAGCCCAGUGGGUAUGACUUCGAAUACGCGUU
Molecule: messenger RNA, 2562 nt
Organism: Pararge aegeria (speckled wood butterfly)
Lineage: Eukaryota; Metazoa; Arthropoda; Insecta; Lepidoptera; Nymphalidae
Gene: Mer
Product: merlin
Exons: 13
Coding region: 250-2070 (606 amino acids)
Biological process (GO): positive regulation of early endosome to late endosome transport; regulation of cell shape; positive regulation of protein localization to early endosome
Cellular component (GO): filopodium; cytoskeleton; plasma membrane
Molecular function (GO): cell adhesion molecule binding; actin binding
Source: RefSeq, a predicted model, not a curated record